AUGUCCCUGCACUUCUGCUCGUCCCCCCACAGGGAACCCUGGCCCGAGGCCACCGUGGGGUCCUGGGCCGUCACGGGCCAGCAGCACUCUCUCAAGAUGCUCCCCGCUGAGCUCCCCGUGGGAAGUGACAUCAGGGAGAGCCUGUCCCCUUACCCCCCGAGGUCGCAGAGGCUGAGCCAUCUCCUGGUGUCCAGCCGCUUCCGGGCCAGCUUCACGGUGGGGCUGCCCCUGGGGCUGACCCCGGCCUGGCCCUCACGCCCCGAGUGGGCGUGGGAUGGGGUGGAAGGAGUGCGUCACCCGGCCCACAGCCCGAGGCCCUGGAAGGACGGCGUCUCCUGCCGACCUGGUUCCGGCUGCGCUGCCGCUGGGUGGCAGCUGGGCUGGUCCAAAAAUAACGCCUAUUCCCAAUCCUUUCCAGCGACCUUCAGCGUGGCCUCAUCACCCUUUAAAGUGUGCUUCCCGGGGGCGGGACGUCUUUCAUUCCUUUUGAUCCUUUGCUACAGAGCUCCUGCCUCCCCCAUCCUGGGCCGGGCCCUCCCCAAGGUCAAAGUUCAACCGCUGAGCCACGCGGGCCGGGGAGAGUUAUUCUUGGAUGCCCCUCGUCACUCCGGGCUCUGCUCCCCGCCGCAGGGGCCCCCGUGGCUGGACAUGGGGUGUGAGUUGCCGGGGCUGCUGGAACAGGAGACCACAAACUUGGGGGCCGGGUCCUCUCCCAGUUCUGGGGCCACUGCCCACCCCAGGGCGGGUGAGCGGGGGAGGGUGGGCGUGGGAGCCGCCGGGGAGCUCCGUGCUUCCGGCUGUCAGUGUGUGUGGGACUCCAGGUGCCAGCCAGGCAUGUGGCACCCACAGGGGCUGCCAGGGUGUCAGUGGGACUUCCCUGCAACCAGGAGGCUGGCCCCCCGCUUCUCCGGGUCAGGCUCGGCUCCAGAAGCACAUGGCAAUGGGGGCUCUGAGGCCAGAGGUUGGGAAGCAGCUGCAGCCUCCCCCAACCCCCUUGGGCUCUCGGCCUGGCCCAGGGCAGGUUUGGGACCGCAGCCGCCCCUCCCUUUCCCUGGCCCUCAGCCUCCUGCUCCUGCAUCCUUGCUCUGA
Myotis brandtii (Brandt's bat) is the source of this 1089-nucleotide messenger RNA. RefSeq lists its product as uncharacterized. NCBI's taxonomy places the organism in Eukaryota, Metazoa, Chordata, Mammalia, Chiroptera, Vespertilionidae. Bases 1 to 1089 code for a protein of 362 amino acids. The record is from RefSeq and is a predicted model, not a curated record. The transcript is spliced from 4 exons.